Messenger RNA from Olea europaea var. sylvestris, 1280 nucleotides. Its product is annotated as pentatricopeptide repeat-containing protein At3g14580, mitochondrial-like. The annotation marks the transcript as partial. Lineage: Eukaryota; Viridiplantae; Streptophyta; Magnoliopsida; Lamiales; Oleaceae. The transcript has a single exon. The record is from RefSeq and is a predicted model, not a curated record. Gene Ontology annotation, molecular function: protein binding.
AUUCCCAAUCAAAAUCCUUAUUGGCAUUCAGCUGGGAGAAUAAACAGGGCCAUUGAAACCCUCUUCGAUAUGCCUAAUUACAAAAGCUGGCCAAGUGUGAAAACCUUGAACUUUGUGUUGAAUUUGCUAGUCUCAACCAAACAAUUUGAUGUUUUGCACGACAUUUACAUGGGAGCUUCGGAGUUGGGUGUAGAGAUUGACGCUUGUUGUUUGAAUAUCAUCAUUAAAGGGUUGUGUGGGUGUGGGCAGAUGGAAGCUGCUUUCUCCGUGCUUGAUGAAUUUCCUAAGCAAAAAUGCAGGCCUAAUGUGCGUACCUUUUCGACUAUGAUGCAUGGGCUUUGUGAGCGUGGUCAUCUUGAUGAAGCCUUUAAUUUGUUGGAAAGGAUGGAAAUGGAGGGUGUGGAGCCAGAUGCAAUAGUGUUUAACAUCUUGAUUUUGGGGCUCAGGAAACGAGGAAGAGUUGAAGAGGGGAUUAAGCUUUUCGACAAGAUGAUGCUAAAAGGAUGUGAUCCAAAUUCGGGGACUUAUCAAGAGGUUUUGUAUUGUUUGCUUGAUGCGAAGAGGUUUGUUGAAGCAAAGGAUUUUAUGAGGAAGAUGAGUGACAGAGGGUUGAUAACGAGCUUUGAGUCUUAUAAGUUGGUGAUACAUGGUUUUUGUAGUGAGAAUCUUGGGGAAGAUUUAGAUUGGGCGUUGAGGCAAAUGAUAAGGCAUGGAUUUGGGCCAAAAAUGGGAAUAUGGAAGCGAGCUCUUCAUUGUGUUUUCUUGAAUAGUCAUAUGAUUAAUCCUGAUCAUAUUUAUUACGAAGAAAUCAUAAAAAAUUAGUCAUGUAAGAACCCAAAGAUCAUCACAUUGUUUAAUUGUUGCUCUUUGUCCUAUCAAAAUAGUUGACAGAUCUAUGUCUAGACUCUGGACAGGGAGUGUCUUCCAUUUCUCUAGUUCAUAUUGAAACAACUGAGAGGAGAUGAGCCCAUUCAAUGAGUGAGGUUGAGAUCUCAAUCCAACUUUUGACAAGCACAGAUUCAAAUUUAUUUAUACUGUCGAUGUAGUGUGUCCAUUGCUUGCACCUUCCUGCAGGAAACAGAACAUAUUACUACCUACAAGUCCAGGAAUAAAAGGAACAUAUGAAGAAUGUGAUGAUUAUUCAGUUUAUCCAGCAAAUGUUAGGAUGUUUUCAAGAAUUGCCAUAGAAACAUAAAGCCAUGUAACUAUUUUUUUUCCUAGUGUAAGAAUAUAGGUGGAGAUCUUCCCAGUAGAUUUAAAUGAAGGAAAUGUAAUAGGCA